This is a messenger RNA of Nelumbo nucifera (sacred lotus), 1964 nucleotides long. Its product is annotated as cytochrome P450 78A5-like. Gene Ontology annotation, molecular function: monooxygenase activity; heme binding; iron ion binding. NCBI's taxonomy places the organism in Eukaryota, Viridiplantae, Streptophyta, Magnoliopsida, Proteales, Nelumbonaceae. The record is from RefSeq and is a predicted model, not a curated record.
GCAAAGCUCCAUUUCUAGACAUUUAGAGAGACGACUAGAGACCCAAAAGAGCCUUUUAUAAUUAUCGUCUCAAUCUCUGCUACUCUGUUAGUUAGCUCUUUAAGAAGAUGACGAAGAUGUACUUACUCCCCAAUCUGUGCCUCUUCAUCUUUUGCUUUGGAGCUACUAACCAGUCUCUAACUCUAUGGCCUUUAUUUCUCCCUUUUGCCAUCUUCUUCCUCUUUCUCUCCUUACUCAACUCGUGGCUGGUUCCUGGUGGCUUUGCAUGGCGAAACCACCACCGAAAUUCGCCGCAGCUCCGUGGUCCAAUCGGAUGGCCCUUGUUGGGAAGCAUCUCGCAUAUGAGUCGGCUUGCUCAUCGUAAACUGGCCGAGAUAUCGGCCUCACUUGAUGGUGAUGCAAAUCGUCUCAUGGCUAUUAGCUUAGGAGCUACACGCGUUAUCAUCAGUAGCCACCCGGACACUGCUAAGGAGAUCUUGUCCGGGUCUGCUUUCUCCGACCGUCCAAUGAAGGAAUCAGCACGACUGCUCAUGUUUGAGCGUGCCAUUGGAUUCGCUCCCUCUGGGGACUACUGGAGACACCUGAGGAGGAUUGCCGCUAAUCACAUGUUCUCACCUAAGAGAGUUGCAGCCCUGGAGGGGCUUCGACGACGCAUCGCCGAUGACAUGGUGGAUCAAGUAUGGAAGGAGAUGGAGAGUAGAGGGGAGGUGGAGCCGAGAGGGAUACUGCAUAAGGGUUCCUUAAGCAAUGUUAUAGAGAGUGUGUUUGGAAGGGGUUUGUGUUCAGAUGGGGAGCAGUUGGGUUCCAUGGUUAGGGAAGGGUAUGACUUGAUUGCACAAUUUAACCUGGAGGAUUAUUUCCCUUUGGGUUUCUUGGACUUUUAUGGAGUCAAAAGAAGGUGUCAUAAGUUGGCAGCUAGGGUUAAGUGUUUCUUGGGCGAGAUCAUAAAAGAGAGGAGGAAAGAGGAGUGCAAAGGAAGAGACGACUUUCUCAGUGUUUUGCUUACUCUGCCCAAGGAAGACCAGUUGAAUGAUUCAGACAUGGUGUCUGUCUUGUGGGAGAUGAUAUUUCGGGGAACAGACACGAUAGCUAUCCUUCUUGAAUGGAUCAUAGCGAGAAUGGUGUUGCACCCGGAUGUCCAAGCCAAAGCCCAACAAGAAAUUGAUGAAUGCAUGGGCAGUCAUAGAGAGGUCCAAGAUUCGGACAUCCCCAGCCUCCCUUACCUUCAAGCCAUAGUGAAGGAAGUUCUCCGGUUACACCCACCAGGCCCACUGUUGUCAUGGGCUCGCCUCGCCAUUCAUGAUGUCCAUGUUGGCAAGUUCUUUGUACCAGCUGGCACGGCGGCAAUGGUAAACAUGUGGGCCAUAACUCAUGACGAGUCCAUUUGGAAGGACCCAUUAGCAUUCAAACCAGAAAGAUUCAUAGAAGAGGAUGUGGGUAUCAUGGGCUCGGACUUACGGCUCGCCCCAUUUGGGUCAGGUAGACGCGUAUGCCCAGGGAAGACACUGGGUUUGGCCACAGUUCAUCUCUGGCUCGCACAGCUUCUCCACAGGUUCACUUGGCUUCCAGCCCAACCCAUUGAUCUUUCUGAAUGCCUUCGCCUCUCACUGGAAAAGAAGCAGCCCUUGGCUUGCCAUGUGGUUCCUCGGGAAUCAGCGGCUUUCAUGUGAGAAUCAGCUUUCAAGCUAUUGGUAAUAAGUGUAGAUGUUUAUUUCUUGCAAUAAGAUGCCGCUAAGCACAUAGCUACUUUAGCUCAAAAGCUUAUGUAGUUAGCAAGUGUUGUAGGCUCUUUAUGUUUACUAGUAUAUUAGUGUACAUUAUUAUGAGUGCUUAACUGCUUACUAGUAUAUUAACAAAAUUAAGUGAGAGAGAGAGAGAGAACUCAAAUAAUAUUGUGAGAGCGAGGUUCUGAAGAGCCAAAAAGUGAAUAAAUAUCGCUACAGCAUCAGUGGACCUUGAUCUAA